Molecule: messenger RNA, 1274 nt
Organism: Erigeron canadensis
Lineage: Eukaryota; Viridiplantae; Streptophyta; Magnoliopsida; Asterales; Asteraceae
Product: receptor kinase-like protein Xa21
Exons: 2
Coding region: 19-1164 (381 amino acids)
Biological process (GO): protein phosphorylation
Molecular function (GO): protein kinase activity; ATP binding; protein binding
Source: RefSeq, a predicted model, not a curated record
UCAAUCUAGCUUUUGGAUAUGUCACAAAAUAAUCUAUCUGGCGAAAUUCCCAAAUCCUUGGAGGCACUUAUGCAUCUCACUUACUUAAACUUGUCGUUCAAUAGUCUACAAGGAGAAAUCCCAAGUGGGGGAAACUUCAGUAACUUCUCUGCUUCAUCAUUUAUGCAUAAUAAAGAUUUAUGUGGCGCUCCAAACCUGGAAGUCUUAUCAUGCAGAAGAAAACUUCAUGAGUCGAGAGAUUUGUCUUUUCUCAAGUAUAUAUUACCCAUCAUUGCCUCAACAAUAGGGUUAGCAGUCGCUGUAUGUUUAUUGAAAACACGCAGAAAACGUACCCAAACAAAUGUGGAGCCAUUGUCACUUCAUGAAUGGACAAGAGUGUCAUAUUAUGAACUUGUAAAGGCAACAGAAUCAUUUGACGAAAGCAACUUGAUUGGGAAUGGCGCGUAUGGCUCAGUUUUUAAAGGGAAGCUUUCAAAUGGGGUAGAUGUUGCUGUGAAGGUUUUUAAUAUGCCAUCAGAAUGUGCAGUAAAAAGUUUUGAUGUUGAGUGUGAGGUGCAACGUAAUAUUCGUCAUAGGAAUCUUGUUAGAAUCAUUAGCAGUUGCACUAACUUGGAUUUUAGAGGCUUAGUUAUAGAAUACAUGCCGAACGGAAGCCUUGAACAGUGGCUGUAUGCACAUAAUAAUCAUAUGAGUCUUGUACAACGACUUCAAGUAAUGAUAGACGUUGCAUCGGCCUUAGAAUAUCUACAUCAUGGUCAGUCUACGCCUAUUUUUCAUUGUGAUUUGAAGCCUAGCAAUAUCCUCCUUGAUGAAAAUAUGCACGCCCAUGUUUGUGGUUUCGGUAUAGCCAAACUUUUUGGUGAAGAUGAGGUUAUGCUAAGAACUGCAACUUUAGGAACAAUAGGAUACAUGGCACCAGAAUAUGGGAUGGAAGGAGUAGUAUCAACUGGGAGCGAUGUCUAUAGUUUUGGCAUUCUAGUACUGGAAACAUUCACAGGGAAGAAACCCACUGAAGAAAUGUUUAGUGGCGAGGUAAGCUUGCGAGGCUGGGUUCUUGAAGCAGCAGUUGUUGGCAACAUUCACAUGUGUGGAUGUGUUUGGUUAUUUUCAUAUAAAAAAAAAGAGUCGAUAUAUAUAUAUAGUAGCUACGAUAUGAAUAUCUAAGCAUAACUCAAACGAAAUGGCAAACUGUUUCAUUCAGAAAUGAUCGAGUUACAAUGUGAAAUGCAAUAAUUUACAGGGAAAUAAACAAGAUCUCAAAGCCUUAAUCAAAA